Eruca vesicaria subsp. sativa (arugula) is the source of this 4866-nucleotide messenger RNA. Lineage: Eukaryota; Viridiplantae; Streptophyta; Magnoliopsida; Brassicales; Brassicaceae. The record is from the annotation of a GenBank genome assembly.
AUGAGGAUGACGAGGUUUGCUUGUUUGUUCUUGCUUACCAUGAUCUUAAGAUCUAGCUAUGCUGCUAUAAGGCCAACAAGUCCUUUGUUAGUAGAUCAGACUCUAAGCUCCUAUAACGAGAUUUACGAAUUGGGAUUCUUCAGUCCUAACAACUCCGAAAAUCAGUAUGUUGGAAUCUGGUUCAAGGGUAUCAUUCCACGGGAGGUUGUGUGGGUGGCCAAUAGACAAAAGCCUGUUACAGACUCCAAGGCGAAUCUAGCUAUCACCAGCAAUGGAAGUCUACUCUUAUCUAAUGGCAAAGAUGGAGUUAUCUGGUCUAGUGGAGACACUUUUGCAUCUAACGGGUCUCGUGCAGAGCUUUCAGACACUGGGAAUCUUAUUGUCAUAGACAAAGUGUCUGGAAAAACUCAAUGGCAAAGCUUUGACCAUCUUGGCGAUACCAUGCUUCCUUUCUCAACCCUGAUGUAUAAUCUUGCUACUGGUGAGAAUCAGGUCUUGACUUCUUGGAAAAGUAACUCUGAUCCAUCCCCUGGCGACUUUGUGGUUAAGAUUUCACCUCAGAUGCCAACACAAGCUUUUAUUAUGAAUGGUUCAACGCCUUAUUGGAGAAGCGGUCCAUGGGCUAAAACAAGGUUCACUGGGGUACCACUAAUGGAUGAAACAUAUACAAGUCCAUUCAGCAUUCAGCAAGAUGCAAACGGGUCAGGAUCCUUUACUUAUUUAAAUAGAAACUUCAAACUUCCACGUAUAAAGAUAGAGCCAGAGGGAUUGCUGACAAUAUCUCAGCAUAAUGGUACCGGCUGGGUACUGAAUUUUAAGGCUCCAGUGAACACAUGUGAUUAUUAUGGUGUAUGUGGACCUUUCGGGUUGUGUCUUAUGUCAGUACCUCCAAAGUGUAAAUGCUUCAAAGGGUUUGUACCAAAAUAUAGUGAGGAGUGGAAAAGAGGAAACUGGACAGGUGGUUGUGUGAGACGCAUUGAACUAGAUUGUCAAGGAAACUCUACUGGAAAAGAUGCAAAUGUCUUCCUUCCUGUUGCAAACAUAAAGCCUCCAGACUUUUAUGAAUAUGCAAGUUCUGGAGAUGCUGAAGAAUGUCACCAAAGUUGCCUCCACAAUUGUUCUUGCGUGGCCUACGCUAAUAUUCAUGGAAUAGGCUGCUUAAUGUGGAAUCAGGAGCUAAUGGACACUGUGCAAUUUUCUACUGGAGGAGAACUUGUUUCCAUUCGUCUUGCGCGCUCUGAACUAAGUGGAGAUAAGCGUAGGAAGACCAUUGUUGCAAGUACUCUGAGCAUUUCUCUUUUUGUGAUAUUGGGUUCUGCUGCAUUUUGUUUAUGGAGAUACAGAGUGAACCAAAACGUUUCGGAAAUAAUAUCAAAGGAUCUUCCACAAGAUUCAUUGAGGAAUGAUCUGGAACCAGAAGAUGUUUCCGGUUUAACAUUCUUUGAGAUGAAUGCCAUUGAAACUGCCACCAAUAAUUUCUGUCUCUCAAAUAAACUCGGACAAGGUGGAUUUGGUUCAGUUUAUAAGGGAACGCUGCAAGAUGGGAAAGAAAUUGCUGUCAAACGUCUUUCUAAAAGCUCCGGACAAGGAAAAGAUGAGUUCAAGAAUGAGAUAGUACUCAUCUCAAAACUACAACACAGAAACUUAGUCCGGAUUUUGGGAUGUUGCAUUGAAGGAGACGAGCGGUUAUUGAUUUAUGAGUUCUUGGUGAACAAAAGCCUUGAUACUUUUCUCUUUGAUUCAAGAAGAAGGCUCGAGAUUAAUUGGCCUCAGAGAUUCAAUAUCAUUCAAGGUGUUGCACGUGGACUUCUCUAUCUCCACCGUGACUCACGCCUCAGGGUCAUUCACCGGGACCUGAAGGUUAGCAAUAUUCUUCUGGAUGAGGAGAUGAACCCGAAAAUAUCAGAUUUUGGAUUGGCUCGAAUGUUUCAGGGAACCCAACAUCAGGACAACACUCACAGGGUUGUCGGAACACUAGGAUAUAUGUCUCCUGAGUAUGCAUGGACCGGAGUGUUCUCUGAGAAGUCAGACAUUUAUAGCUUUGGAGUUCUGAUGUUAGAAACCAUCAGCGGAGAGAAGAUCUCAAGGUUCAGUUACGACAAAGAGAGCAAAGGCCUUCUUGCAUAUGCAUGGGAAUCAUGGUGUGAAACCAAAGGAGUUAAUUUUUUGGACCGAGAUGUUGCUGAUUCAUGUCAGCCAUCUGAAGUUGGACGAUGUGUUCAGAUUGGUCUGCUAUGUGUUCAACACCAACCUGUAGACAGACCAAACACUCUUGAGCUGUUGUCUAUGCUGACCACGAAAUCAGAUCUUCCAUCACCAAAACAACCCAUAUUUGUAGUGCACGCGAGAUAUGGCGAAUCCACGUCUAAGGAUUUGAUCACUAUCAAUCAAAUGACACAAUCUGUGAUCCAAGGGCAAAGAAGUUAUAGUUUUUGGAAGAAUAUGGAGAAGAAGAGGAGCGUGUUCUUUGCUUCUUUGCUCUUGUUUACCAUGUUUUCAAGUUUUAGCUUUGCACGGAUAACGACAGAGAAUCCCUUGUCAAUAGGACAAACACUCAGCUCCUCUAAUGAGAUUUAUGAACUGGGGUUCUUCAGUCCUAAUAACUCCCAAAAUCAGUAUGUUGGGAUAUGGUUCAAGGGUAUCACUCCACGGGUGGUUGUUUGGGUGGCCAAUAGAGAAAAGCCUGUUACAGACUCAACGGCAAAUCUUGCUAUCACAAGCAACGGAACUCUUGUCUUAUUAGAUGGAAAGCAUGGUGUUGUGUGGUCAACAAGAGAAACUUCUGCAAUUAACGGGUCUCGCGCAGAGCUUACAGACGAAGGAAAUCUUAUUGUCAUAGACAAUGUUUCGGGAAGAACUCAAUGGCAAAGCUUUGAGAAUCUUGGUGAUACUCUGCUACCUUUCUCACCCAUGACGUAUAAUCUGGCCACCGGGGACAAGCGGGUGUUGACAUCUUGGAAAAGUCACACUGAUCCAUCUCCUGGUGACUUUGUGGCUCAGAUUACACCGCAAGUUCCAACACAGUUGUUUACUAUGAGAGGCUCGACGCCUUAUUACAGAACUGGUCCAUGGGCUAAAACAAGAUUCUCCGGGAUACCACUAAUGGAUGAAACAUUAGCAUGUCCAUUUAGCUUUCAGCAGGGUGCAAAUGGGUCGUGGUCUUUCUCUUUUGUGGACAGAAGCUCAAAACUUUCAUAUCUAAUUUUAACAUCAGAGGGUUCACUGAAGAGAUUUCGGCACAGUGGUACCAAAUGGGAAGUAAGCUAUCAGGCUCCAGCCAAUCCAUGUGAUUACUAUGGUGUAUGUGGACCUUUUGGGUUGUGCAAAAUGUCAGGAUCGCCAAACUGUGAAUGCUUCAAAGGGUUUGUACCAAAAUCUGCAGAGGAGUGGAAAAGAGGGAAUUGGACUUCUGGUUGUGUAAGACGUACUGAACUAGAUUGUCAAGUAAAAUCUACUGGGAAAAUUGCAAACGUCUUCCAUCGUGUUGCUAACAUCAAGCCUCCAGACUUUUACAAAUUUGUAAGUCCUGUGAAUGCUGAUGACUGCUACCAAAGUUGCCUCCACAACUGUUCUUGCUUGGCCUUUGCUUUUAUUCGUGGAAUUGGGUGCCUAAUAUGGAAUCAAGAGCUAUUAGACGUAAUGAAGUUUUCUGCGGGAGGAGAGACUAUUUCCAUUCGUCUUGCACACUCUGAACUUGAUGGAAAUAAUCGCAAGAAAACCAUUGCUGCCAUUGCUGUUAGCCUUUCCUUCUUUGUGAUAUUGGGUUCUGCUGUGUUUGGUUUCUGUAGAUACAAAGUGACACGUAACACUAUUAUGUCAAAGAAUGUCUCACAAGAUGCAUGGAGGACUGGUCUGAAACCACAAGACGUCCCAGGUUUAAAUUUCUUUGAGAUGGAUACCAUUGAAACUGCUACCAAUAAUUUCAGCCUGUCAAAUAAACUAGGACAAGGUGGAUUUGGUUCAGUUUACAAGGGAAAGAUGCAAGAUGGGAAAGAAAUCGCUGUAAAACGGCUUUCUAGCAGCUCAGGGCAGGGCAAAGAGGAAUUCAUGAAUGAAAUAGUACUUAUCUCAAAACUACAACACAAAAACUUAGUUCGGAUUUUGGGAUGCUGCAUUGAAGGAGACGAGAGGCUAUUGAUUUAUGAGUUCAUGUUGAACAAAAGCCUUGAUACUUUUCUCUUUGAUUCAAGAAGAAAGCUUGAGAUUGACUGGCCUAAGAGAUUAAGUAUCAUCCAAGGUAUUGCCCGUGGGCUUCACUAUCUCCACCGUGACUCACACCUCAAGGUCAUUCACCGAGACCUUAAGGUGAGCAACAUUCUUCUAGAUGAGAAAAUGAACCCAAAAAUAGCAGAUUUUGGAUUGGCUCGGAUGUAUCAGGGAACCGAGUAUCAGGACAACACUCGCAGAGUUGUGGGAACUCUUGGAUAUAUGGCUCCUGAGUAUGCAUGGACUGGGAUGUUCUCUGAGAAGUCAGACAUCUACAGCUUUGGAGUUUUAUUUUUGGAAAUCAUCAGCGCAGAGAAAAUCUCAAGAUUCAGCUAUGGCGAAGAAGGGAAAACUCUUCUUGCAUAUGCAUGGGAAUCCUGGUGUAAAAAUGGAGGAAUUGAUCUUUUGGAUAAAGAUGUUCUUGAUUCAAGUUACCCAUUGGAAGUUGGGAGAUGUGUUCAGAUUGGUUUGCUCUGUGUUCAACACAACCCUGCAGACAGACCCAAUACAAUUGAGUUGCUGUCUAUGCUCACCACAACUUCGGACCUUAAAUCACCAGAACAACCCACAUUUUCACUGCACAAUAGAAAUGAUGGAUCCUUGUGUAAGGGUUUGAGCACUGUUACUGAUAUAACACAAUCUGCGAUCCUUGGGCGUUAA